GGGGCUGAACAAUAGAGACGGGCGGACGGGCGAGGAGAGGCAGCUGCCGCUGCCGGGCACCGCGGGCGCGCAGGCAGCCGGGACCCCGGCUCCGGGCCCGGGCCAGACCGCAGGCGGCCAGCGCCCCGAGGGAGGGGGACCAUGGGGGGAGCGGCGGCAGGCGCCCCCAGCCCGCCGCACGCCGCCGCCUGAGAAGGGCUCGGCGACCCCCGCCGCAGCCCCUCCGCCCCGAGCCCGAGCCCGGGAGCCCCGCGGCCGCCGGCUCCGCGGCCACGGCCGCCGCGCCCUCCGCCCACUGGGCGCCGCGCCGCCCUCGGCCCCAGGCUUCGCCGGCGCCCGGCUGCCCGCGGACGCCCUCCCCCCAGUCAUGAACCCCCCGGAGGGGGCAUCGGAGGAAGGGGGAGCCGCCGACUCCGACGUGGACGCUUUUUUCCGGACAGGAUCUUUUCGGAAUGAUGGUUUGAAAGCUUCUGAUGUCCUUCCCAUCCUAAAGGAGAAAGUGGCCUUUGUGUCUGGGGGGCGUGAUAAGCGAGGCGGUCCCAUCCUGACCUUCCCUGCCCGAAGCAAUCAUGACAGAAUAAGACAGGAAGACCUGCGGAAACUCGUGACGUAUUUGGCCAGCGUGCCAAGUGAGGACGUUUGCAAACGUGGCUUCACCGUCAUCAUCGACAUGCGGGGCUCCAAGUGGGACCUCAUCAAGCCCCUCCUCAAGACGCUGCAGGAAGCCUUUCCCGCCGAGAUCCAUGUGGCCCUCAUCAUCAAGCCCGACAACUUCUGGCAGAAGCAGAAGACCAACUUCGGCAGCUCCAAAUUCAUCUUCGAGACAAGCAUGGUGUCCGUGGAGGGCCUCACGAAGCUGGUGGACCCCUCCCAGCUGACGGAGGAGUUUGACGGUUCCCUGGAUUACAACCACGAGGAAUGGAUCGAGUUGCGCCUCUCCCUGGAGGAGUUCUUCAACAGCGCCGUACACCUGCUCUCACGCCUCGAGGACCUGCAGGAGAUGCUGGCCCGGAAGGAGUUCCCUGUGGAUGUGGAGGGCUCUCGGAGGCUUAUCGACGAGCACACGCAACUUAAGAAAAAGGUGCUGAAGGCCCCUGUGGAGGAGCUGGACCGCGAGGGGCAGCGGCUGCUGCAGUGCAUCCGCUGCAGCGACGGCUUCUCGGGGCGUAACUGCAUCCCAGGGAGCGCCGACUUCCAGAGCCUCGUACCCAAGAUCACCAGCCUUCUGGACAAGCUGCAUUCCACCCGACAACACCUGCACCAGAUGUGGCACGUGCGAAAGCUCAAGCUGGACCAGUGCUUCCAGCUGCGGCUCUUCGAGCAGGAUGCCGAGAAGAUGUUUGACUGGAUAAGCCACAACAAGGAGUUAUUUCUUCAGAGCCACACGGAGAUCGGAGUCAGCUACCAGCAUGCAGUAGACCUCCAGACACAGCACAAUCACUUUGCUAUGAACUCCAUGAACGCCUAUGUCAACAUCAACCGCAUCAUGUCUGUCGCUUCCCGCCUCUCAGAGGCCGGCCAUUACGCCUCCCAGCAAAUCAAGCAGAUCUCCACGCAACUAGACCAGGAGUGGAAGAGCUUCGCUGCGGCCCUGGACGAACGCAGCACCAUCCUGGCCAUGUCUGCUGUGUUCCACCAGAAGGCAGAGCAGUUUCUGUCAGGAGUGGAUGCCUGGUGCAAGAUGUGCAGCGAAGGCGGCCUUCCGUCUGAGAUGCAGGACCUGGAGCUGGCAAUCCACCACCACCAGUCCUUGUAUGAGCAGGUGACCCAGGCCUACACAGAGGUCAGCCAGGAUGGCAAAGCCCUGCUGGAUGUCCUGCAGCGUCCCCUGAGUCCUGGCAACUCUGAGUCCCUCACGGCCACAGCCAACUACUCCAAGGCGGUACACCAGGUGCUGGACGUGGUACACGAGGUGCUGCACCACCAGCGGCGGCUCGAGAGCAUCUGGCAGCACCGCAAAGUGCGGCUUCACCAGCGGCUGCAGCUGUGCGUCUUCCAGCAGGAUGUGCAGCAGGUGUUGGACUGGAUUGAAAACCACGGCGAGGCCUUUCUCAGCAAACACACUGGGGUCGGGAAGUCCCUGCAUCGAGCUCGGGCGCUACAGAAGAGGCACGACGACUUCGAAGAAGUGGCUCAGAAUACAUACACCAACGCCGACAAGCUCCUAGAAGCCGCGGAGCAGCUGGCUCAGACUGGGGAAUGUGACCCGGAGGAGAUCUACAAGGCAGCCAGACACCUGGAGGUGCGCAUCCAAGACUUCGUGCGCAGGGUGGAGCAGCGGAAGCUCCUCCUGGACAUGUCGGUCUCCUUCCACACACACACCAAAGAGCUGUGGACAUGGAUGGAAGAUCUGCAGAAGGAGGUGCUGGAGGAUGUCUGUGCAGACUCCGUGGAUGCGGUCCAGGAACUGAUCAAGCAGUUCCAGCAGCAGCAGACCGCCACCCUGGACGCCACUCUCAAUGUCAUCAAGGAAGGCGAAGACCUUAUCCAGCAGCUCAGGUCAGCGCCUCCCUCCCUGGGGGAGCCCACCGAGGCCAGGGACUCCGCUGUAUCCAACAACAAGACGCCUCACAGUAGUUCUAUCAGCCACAUCGAGUCUGUCCUCCAGCAGCUGGACGAUGCUCAGGUGCAGAUGGAAGAGCUGUUUCACGAGCGGAAGAUCAAGCUGGACAUCUUCCUGCAGCUGCGCAUCUUUGAACAGUACACCAUCGAGGUAACAGCAGAGCUGGACGCCUGGAAUGAGGACCUGCUCCGGCAGAUGAACGACUUCAACACAGAGGAUCUGACCCUGGCGGAGCAGCGGCUACAGCGCCACACAGAACGGAAGCUCGCCAUGAACAACAUGACCUUUGAGGUCAUCCAGCAGGGCCAGGACCUACACCAAUACAUCAUGGAAGUGCAGGCCUCAGGAAUCGAGCUGAUCUGUGAGAAGGACAUUGACCUGGCGGCUCAGGUGCAGGAGCUACUGGAGUUUCUCCACGAGAAGCAGCAUGAGUUGGAGCUCAACGCGGAGCAGACGCACAAGCGGCUAGAGCAGUGUCUCCAGCUGCGGCACCUCCAGGCCGAGGUCAAGCAGGUUCUGGGGUGGAUCCGAAAUGGAGAGUCGAUGCUGAACGCCAGCCUGGUCAAUGCCAGCUCCUUGUCUGAGGCAGAGCAGCUGCAGCGGGAGCAUGAACAGUUCCAACUAGCCAUCGAGUCCCUCUUUCAUGCCACUUCCUUGCAGAAGACGCACCAGAGCGCCCUGCAGGUGCAGCAGAAGGCGGAGGCACUGCUCCAGGCCGGCCACUACGACGCCGACGCCAUCCGGGAAUGUGCCGAGAAGGUGGCCCUCCACUGGCAACAGCUCAUGCUCAAGAUGGAAGACCGGCUGAAACUGGUCAAUGCCUCUGUGGCCUUUUACAAGACCUCUGAGCAGGUAUGCAGUGUUCUGGAGAGCCUAGAGCAAGAGUACCGGAGGGACGAGGACUGGUGCGGCGGGCGAGACAAGCUGGGGCCCGCGGCAGAGAUGGACCACGUCAUUCCGCUCCUCAGCAAGCAUCUGGAACAGAAGGAGGCCUUCCUGAAGGCCUGCACUCUGGCACGGAGGAACGCUGAGGUGUUCCUUAAGUACAUCCACAGGAACAAUGUGAGCAUGCCCAGUGUUGCCAGCCAUACCAGGGGACCUGAGCAGCAAGUGAAAGCCAUCUUGAGCGAGCUCUUGCAGAGGGAGAAUCGCGUCCUGCACUUCUGGACCCUGAAGAAGCGGCGGUUAGACCAGUGUCAGCAAUAUGUGGUGUUCGAGCGCAGCGCUAAGCAGGCGCUAGACUGGAUCCAAGAAACAGGAGAAUAUUACCUCUCAACACAUACCUCCACUGGAGAGACCACGGAGGAGACUCAGGAGCUGCUCAAAGAGUAUGGCGAAUUCAGGAUACCUGCCAAGCAAACGAAAGAGAAGGUAAAGCUUCUGAUCCAGCUGGCGGAUAGCUUCGUGGAAAAGGGCCACAUCCACGCCACAGAGAUACGGAAAUGGGUGACCACGGUGGACAAGCACUACCGGGAUUUCUCCCUGAGGAUGGGGAAGUACCGGUACUCCCUGGAGAAAGCCCUGGGUGUCAACACAGAGGAUAACAAGGACCUAGAGCUGGACAUCAUCCCAGCAAGCCUCUCAGACCGCGAGGUCAAGCUCCGGGACGCUAACCAUGAGGUCAACGAAGAGAAGCGGAAGUCAGCUCGGAAGAAAGAAUUCAUUAUGGCUGAACUGCUCCAGACGGAGAAAGCUUAUGUAAGGGACUUACACGAGUGCCUGGAGACCUACCUGUGGGAAAUGACCAGCGGCGUGGAGGAGAUACCCCCCGGCAUCCUCAAUAAAGAGCACAUCAUCUUUGGCAACAUCCAGGAGAUCUACGACUUCCAUAACAACAUCUUCCUCAAAGAGCUGGAGAAGUACGAGCAGCUGCCUGAGGAUGUGGGACACUGCUUUGUCACCUGGGCGGACAAAUUUCAGAUGUAUGUCACCUACUGUAAAAACAAGCCUGAUUCCAACCAGCUGAUCCUGGAGCAUGCAGGCACCUUCUUUGAUGAGAUCCAGCAGCGGCACGGCCUGGCCAACUCCAUCUCUUCCUACUUGAUUAAGCCUGUGCAGAGGGUGACAAAGUACCAGCUGCUCCUGAAGGAACUCUUAACUUGCUGUGAAGAAGGGAAAGGGGAGCUCAAGGAUGGCCUGGAGGUGAUGCUCAGUGUCCCCAAGAAAGCCAAUGAUGCCAUGCAUGUCAGCAUGCUGGAAGGGUUCGAUGAGAACUUGGAUGUACAGGGGGAGUUGAUUCUCCAGGAUGCCUUUCAAGUGUGGGACCCAAAGUCGCUGAUCCGGAAGGGGCGGGAGCGGCACCUGUUCCUCUUUGAGAUCUCCUUGGUGUUUAGCAAGGAGAUCAAAGACUCUUCAGGACACACGAAAUAUGUUUACAAGAACAAGCUACUGACCUCAGAGCUGGGUGUGACCGAGCACGUAGAAGGUGACCCCUGCAAAUUCGCCUUGUGGUCUGGGCGCACCCCAUCCUCAGACAAUAAAACAGUGCUCAAAGCUUCCAACAUCGAAACCAAGCAGGAGUGGAUCAAGAACAUUCGAGAAGUGAUCCAGGAAAGGAUCAUUCACCUUAAAGGAGCUUUAAAGGAACCAAUCCAGCUCCCCAAAACACCAGCCAAACUGAGGAACAAUAGUAAGAGAGAUGGACUAGAGGAUGGUGACAGCCAGGGGGAUGGGAGCAGCCAGCCGGACACCAUAUCCAUCGCCUCCAGGACCUCUCAGAACACAGUGGACAGUGACAAGCUCUCAGGUGGCUGCGAGCUGACGGUGGUCCUGCAGGACUUCAGCGCGGGCCACAGCAGUGAGCUCAGCAUCCAGGUGGGACAGACAGUGGAGCUGCUGGAGCGACCCAGUGAGAGGCCCGGCUGGUGUCUGGUCCGCACCACGGAGCGAAGCCCCCCGCAGGAAGGCCUGGUCCCCAGCAGCGCCCUGUGCAUCUCACACUCACGAAGCAGCGUGGAGAUGGACUGCUUCUUCCCCUUGGUGAAAGAUUCAUACUCUCAUUCCGCCAGUGAAAAUGGAGGCAAGUCCGAGUCCGUGGCCAACCUACAGUCUCAGCACUCCUUAAACUCCAUCCACAGCUCUCCUGGUCCCAAGCGCUCCACCAACACCCUUAAAAAGUGGCUGACCAGCCCCGUGCGCCGGCUCAACAGUGGGAAAGCGGAUGGAAACAUCAAAAAGCAGAAAAAAGUACGUGAUGGGCGGAAGAGCUUCGACCUGGGAUCCCCCAAGCCUGGGGAUGAGACGACCCCUCAGGGAGACAGCGCUGAUGAGAAGAGCAAGAAGGGUUGGGGUGAAGAUGAGCCAGAUGAAGAGUCACACACCCCACUCCCUCCACCCAUGAAGAUCUUUGACAACGACCCGACCCAGGAUGAGAUGUCCUCCUCUUUGCUAGCAGCCCGGCAGGCUUCCACUGAAGUACCAACUGCUGCAGACCUUGUCAGUGCAAUAGAAAAGUUGGUCAAAAGCAAGCUGACUCUGGAAGGAGGCUCUUACCGGGGGAGUUUGAAGGACCCUACCGGCUGCCUGAAUGAGGCCAUGACCCCUCCCACACCGCCUAGAAACCUGGAAGAAGAACAGAAAGCCAAGGCUCUGAGAGGCAGGAUGUUUGUUCUGAAUGAGUUGGUACAGACAGAGAAGGACUACGUCAAGGACCUGGGGAUUGUGGUGGAGGGCUUCAUGAAGAGAAUAGAAGAGAAGGGGGUCCCUGAGGAUAUGCGAGGGAAGGACAAGAUUGUGUUUGGAAACAUCCACCAGAUUUACGACUGGCAUAAAGACUUUUUCCUGGCUGAACUGGAAAAAUGUAUCCAAGAGCAAGACAGAUUGGCCCAGCUCUUCAUUAAACAUGAGCGGAAGCUGCACAUCUAUGUAUGGUACUGCCAGAACAAGCCACGCUCCGAGUACAUCGUGGCUGAAUACGACUCCUACUUUGAGGAGGUGAAACAAGAGAUCAAUCAAAGGCUGACCCUUAGCGACUUCCUCAUCAAGCCCAUUCAGAGAAUAACAAAAUAUCAGUUGCUACUCAAGGACUUCCUGCGAUACAGUGAGAAGGCUGGUUUGGAGUGUUCAGAUAUCGAGAAAGCAGUGGAGUUAAUGUGCCUUGUUCCCAAGCGCUGCAAUGACAUGAUGAAUCUGGGGCGCCUGCAGGGCUUUGAGGGCACCCUGACCGCCCAGGGCAAGCUUCUGCAGCAAGACACGUUCUAUGUGAUCGAGCUGGAUGCCGGCAUGCAGUCCCGGACCAAGGAGAGGCGGGUGUUUCUCUUUGAGCAGAUCGUCAUCUUCAGUGAACUACUCCGGAAAGGAUCCCUCACCCCAGGCUACAUGUUUAAAAGGAGCAUCAAGAUGAAUUACUUGGUCUUGGAAGAAAAUGUCGACAAUGACCCCUGCAGAUUUGCACUCAUGAACAGGGAGACUUCCGAAAGGGUCAUUCUGCAAGCUGCCAACCCAGACAUCCAGCAGGCGUGGGUGCAGGACAUCAAUCAAGUCCUAGAGACACAGAGGGACUUCUUAAAUGCACUACAGUCGCCCAUUGAGUAUCAGCGGAAGGAAAGGAGCACAGCCGUGAUCCGGUCCCAGCCGCCUAGAGUGCCGCAAGCCAGCCCCAGGCCCUACUCCUCUGUCCCCGUGGGCUCAGAGAAGCCCCCCAAGGGCUCCAGCUACAACCCGCCUCUGCCACCCCUGAAGAUAUCUACCUCCAACGGCAGUCCCGGGUUCGACUACCACCAGCCGGGGGACAAGUUUGAAGCUAGCAAGCAGAACGACCUGGGGAGCUGCAACGGGACCUCGUCCAUGGCCGUCAUCAAGGACUACUAUGCUCUGAAGGAGAAUGAAAUCUGUGUGAGCCAAGGGGAGGUGGUCCAGGUCCUCGCCGUCAACCAGCAAAACAUGUGUCUGGUGCACCAGCCCGCCAGCGAUCACUCCCCAGCAGCAGAGGGCUGGGUCCCGGGCAACAUCCUGGCACCCCUCACCAAAGCCACGGCAGCCGCAGAAAACAGCGAUGGGAGCAUCAAGAAGUCAUGCUCAUGGCAUACUCUACGCAUGAGAAAGCGGGCAGAAGUGGAGAACACGGGUAAAAAUGAAGCCACAGGGCCUCGUAAACCCAAGGAUAUUCUGGGCAACAAAGUCUCUGUUAAAGAGACCAACAGUUCCGAGGAGUCAGAGUGUGAUGAUCUUGACCCUAAUACUAGUAUGGAGAUCUUAAAUCCAAAUUUCAUCCAAGAAGUGGCUCCAGAAUUCCUUGUGCCCUUGGUAGACGUCACCUGCUUGCUCGGGGACACGGUGCUGCUGCAGUGCAAGGUCUGUGGGCGGCCCAAGCCCACUGUCACCUGGAAGGGUCCAGACCAGAGCAUCCUAGACACGGACAACAGUUCAGCCGCGUACACCAUAUCCUCCUGUGAUUCUGGGGAAAUCACCCUCAAGAUCUGCAACCUGAUGCCCCAGGACAGUGGGAUUUAUACCUGCAUAGCAACAAAUGACCAUGGAACGGCAUCCACGUCGGCGACAGUUAAGGUGCAAGGUGUUCCUGCGGCUCCCAAUCGCCCCAUCGCACAGGAGAGGAGCUGCACCUCGGUCAUCCUCCGCUGGCUACCCCCAGCCAGCACUGGAAACUGCACUAUUUCAGGAUACACGGUGGAGUACCGCGAGGAAGGUUCCCAGGUCUGGCAGCAGUCCAUAGCUUCGACCUUGGACACUUACCUCGUCAUUGAAGACCUGAGUCCUGGGUGCCCUUAUCAGUUCAGGGUCAGCGCCAGCAACCCCUGGGGCAUCAGCCUUCCCAGUGAGCCCUCGGAGUUUGUCCGCCUUCCAGAGUAUGAUGCAGCCGCCGACGGCGCCACCAUCUCUUGGAAGGAAAAUUUUGAUUCUGCUUACACUGAACUGAACGAGAUUGGCAGAGGCCGUUUCUCUAUUGUGAAGAAAUGCAUUCACAAAGCUACCCGCAAAGAUGUUGCUGUGAAAUUUGUGAGCAAAAAAAUGAAGAAGAAGGAGCAGGCCGCCCACGAGGCUGCCCUGCUUCAGCACCUGCAGCAUCCCCAGUAUGUCACUCUCCAUGACACCUACGAGUCCCCCACAUCCUACAUCCUGAUUUUGGAACUGAUGGAUGACGGCCGACUCUUGGACUACCUUAUGAAUCACGAUGAGCUGAUGGAAGAAAAAGUGGCCUUCUAUAUCCGAGACAUCAUGGAAGCUCUUCAGUACCUUCACAGCUGCAGGGUUGCCCAUUUGGACAUAAAGCCCGAAAACCUGCUCAUUGACCUGCGGAUCCCAGUGCCUCGGGUGAAGCUCAUCGACCUGGAAGACGCUGUCCAGAUCUCGGGCCACUUCCACAUCCAUCACCUGCUGGGCAACCCUGAGUUUGCUGCCCCGGAAGUGAUCCAAGGCAUCCCUGUCUCCCUGGGCACAGACAUCUGGAGCAUCGGGGUUCUGACGUAUGUCAUGCUGAGUGGGGUGUCCCCCUUCUUAGAUGAGAGCAAAGAGGAGACCUGUAUCAACGUGUGCAGGGUGGACUUCAGCUUCCCCCACGAGUACUUCUGCGGCGUGAGCAACGCUGCCAGGGACUUCAUCAACGUCAUCUUACAGGAGGAUUUCCGGAGGCGGCCCACAGCAGCCACGUGCCUGCAGCAUCCGUGGCUGCAGCCUCACAAUGGCAGCUACUCCAAGAUCCCCCUGGACACCUCCCGCCUGGCCUGCUUCAUAGAGCGCCGCAAGCACCAACAUGACGUGCGGCCCGUUCCCAACGUCAAGAACUACAUCGUCAACAGGGUGAACCAAGGGACCUAGCCGUCUCCCACCCCAGGUUUCACAUAGAAGCGCGGUGUGAACCAAAGCGAGACUGAACGUGUCUGUAAAUAACUCUCUCCAUCAUUUCACUCCAUGUGGUUCUCUGGACUGAGGGAGGGUCCUCUUAAAACUUGUCUGUGGUCACUGGGGCGGGGGUGUGGGCAGGGUCAAGGUCACCUUAAUCCCAGGAGCACUCCAGAAGGUCAUGCUGAAGAAGUUAAGAGGCAGAAGUUGCAGGAAGCAUGAAAAGAAAGGGCAAGGCUGAUGAGAUGGUAGUUGGCAUAAAAAUGUUAAUUGUACAUUCCAAAAUGGGCGGUUAAGGGGGCAAACUGUUCACCCACUGUGAGGAGGAUGGUAGGUCUCUGACUCCCUUGAAAAGUUAAGCAAAAAGUUCUAUUUAACAGAGAUUUCAACUAUUCUGCUUUAGAUGGCUUAGAUAUAGUUUCUUAACAGGAUACAUAUACACAUACAGUAUACUAGAUCCCAUUCAGGUUUCAGAGUUUUAUAAUAUAGAGUUCUAUAUGAAAUCAAUCAUAAGUAACUUUGAGUGCUCCCGUUACGACCGUAAUUUAUUUACCGAAGCAUUGCAUUAUUUUGACUAAGCACAACUAGAUGACGAGUUUUUUAGAGCAUUUUAUAAAUCUUGUAUAGAAAUCUUUUAUCAGAACCUGUGUAUUAAGAGAAAGCAAUGUGACCCCUUUUGCGAUCUGUGAAUGAGAUAUUUUUUUCUCCAUCAUGGGUUGCUCGACUAAGAUAGGUUCUGUGUAUCAAAAGCUCCCACCCUGAACUCACUGGCAGCUCAGAGUUCCUCCCAUGGGAGAGCCUGCCAGGAAAUAAAUCCAAAUCUAAUAAGAGUUGGGGGUUUGUUUUUAUGUCCCGCUGGGCCUGACAUAGGUAAAUAGGUAAAUGAAUAUCACAAACUUCAUCCGAAAGGGCACAUAGAAACUUUUCCUACAGUUCCUGUGAACAACGUAGCAGCUCUUUCUGAUUUCAUAGCUGUAGAAUACCGUUUUCAGAAAAUCAGCUUGCUUAUACCUAACCCCUCAUAAAGCUUCGGGGUGCUUACCAAAAGGAGGCAGCCAUAUUAGCCUUUUAAAGGCUAGUUCUAAGUCCUUUCUGAAGCCAUGGAGCAAAGCCUGAUCCAUCACUCUAAUACAGCAUGGGUUUUUAACUGUGAUAGCAAUACCUAUCACCACACAGCCACCGACGUCUCUGGACUAAAGGGACUAAUUAUAUGUGAGGUCAAUGCUGCUUUCUCCAUACAAGAUUAUUAUGCCCGGUGCCCUCUGGAGGAAAAACAAAUUUACCAGGGCAUUUCAUGGUUUUUUGGUUUGUGUUUUUUUUGUUUGUUUGUUUGUUUGUUUAUCCUGUUUUUUGUUCUUUUUUUUUUGUCAGUUUUAGAGUGGUAGAGGGGUUUUUGUUAUUUUGUGUUUGUACAUGAUCCACCCUUUUGUUUUCUAGAGUGUGUUUUAAAAAUUGCUUGGAUGCAAAUAAUACUCUUAAAAAAAUAGAACUGAAGUGUUUAUGUAAAUCAGGUUCCAUGUCAUCCUGUCUCUCCUGCUAGUCGGACUGAGAACACUGAACUCAUGUAGCACAAAGUGCAGUCAGGGAAAAUGGAACUGCAAAAGUACUUAAACUAUUUAAAGAAGAAAUCAUGGGAACAGCCUGAACUUUAAUGCAUAAAAACACUUAUUCCCAUGGUGGAAAUAUAGAAUUAAAGUACUCGUCAUCACCCCCCCCAUCGGUUUCAAAGUCGGAUUACCCAUCAUCUAUCCUCCAUCUGGUCUCAUCCAAGAUUAUAGAGAAGUAAAUUCGUAGAAAGUAAAAGCAAUAAGACUAGAUAGCACCUAGUAUUUUGGGGAUUAACCAAAUAUGUGGAAACCGACUCUGACUGUAUAGCUUCCUUGUCUCUGGGAGUCCUUGGGUCAUCAGGCCUCACUCCCUCAGAGCUUGCUUACUGCCACAUUUUUCCUUUAAACCGUGAUGUGCACACAGAUACACAACCACUGAUAUGAUCGUUAGAACGUGCUUACUAAAGCUCUUCUAGCAAACAAGUCUCUAGUAUGAAAUGCAGUAUUAAGGCCUGGGCCAGAGGGCUUGUUGUAAGAUAAAAUGCAGGCUCUGAGGACUCCAGAGACCCAGAAAGUGAUGAGGCCAGCUCAGUUCUGCCCACUUGUUCACUAUGCCUUGAAAGAAGGGCUUCCUGCUGAGUCGCUUACAAUUGUUUUGACCCGUCUGAGUUUCUGCUAGGGAGGAACAGCCUAUGACUAUGAUGUGCAGAGGCUACAGAAGGGCCAUCUUGGGAGAUGACGGAACGCUACACAGAGCCAAAGUUUUCACAGCCACGUUUGUGUCAGAGUUGGGAUGGUCCGAACAUGGAGCUGCACAGAAUUGCCCCAAGGACACAGGGAAGACAGGAAAGGACAGACAGAAGGGACGUCCUAAGAGAAAGGGAGCAUACUUUGUGUAGUUUGUGAUGACUGAAAUGAAAAGUUGGGGCGCAGGGGGGGAGGUCCUAUCUGCAAAGCGCCUGGUCCCUCCAACAGGGGAGACUACGGUCUUGGCUCAAGAAUUCUCCCUCACAAGCUGGGAAUUGGGAGGAAUCCCAUUGACAGGGAUAGGAAAUAUGGUUUGGGGUGCAGUUGUGCUCAACUGUGGCUGCUCUCCUACACCUGCUUAGGCAGGGAGGUUUAGUCCUAGGAGAGGAGAGAGGAGAGGGGAGAAAAUCUCCCACUCCUAAUACCAUCCCAGUUGUUCUUACUGAGAGCAAACAGCCAGCUGACCCCAGGAGAACAACAGUGCUGGUGAAAGUCAUAGAUUUCCUGUUUGGCUUGUAUCCAUCAUUUUGAGCUCUUUUGUUUUAUGUUAAAAAAAAAAAAAAAAAGUAGGGUACAGAAAGAUGGAAAAGAUCAGGACCACUCCAGGAUCCCUGAGGAGAAAUCUAGUAAUUUUUGCACCUUUUACAUUCGUUUUGAAUUAAACAGAUUUCUAUCCACUGAAAACUGAAUGUGGUUAAAAACUGUUAAGAAAAAAACAAAACAAAACAUCAUGCUGUUGGAUGUGUCCUUCAGGUCUCUACCAGCCAUAAGCAACCUAAGUGGGGGUGAAGGGGACAGAGGGCAAGCUUGCUUCACAGCUUUGUGCUUCGCAAAGCCUUUAUAAACAGUAGUGCCUUUCAGAGGGGAGGUGGAGAGUGAAGAAGUUAGUGAACUGCAUUUAGAUUUGCUGAUACUGCAGUAUUUUUUUUUCCCCUUAGGUUUAAGAUGUCUUCUUAAUGAAAACAUCUGAAUGUAGGAGGGGACCAGGAAUUUCUGAGUAUCUAUCUCAGCUAAUUCUAAAUUCAUUCUUUCUUCCAGAAAGUCUUUCUUGUUUUCUGGCCCAACGUCCCCACGAAUAAAAUGGAAUUUGGGGAGGAGAGAGAACGUUAAUCUCUUAAGAAUGUUGAGGAAGAAUGUCCUUGUUGACACAUCUAUAAGAUAUUUUGAUUUUCUUAAAGUGCUACACACUGCCAGUACUAGGAAUUUUAUUGAUGGUAACUUUGAACAUUCCACUUUCCCACAGUCUUAUCUUUGGAUACCAUUCACAAGCUCAUGAGGUUAACCCCUGAAAUUGCUUUUCCUUGGAAACUAUGGAUACUCCCCGUCUACAUGGAAUUUGUUCUUACCUUAUAGUUUUCACCCUUUAAGAGCUUGUCUACAGAAAAGGGUUAGGAGAGAGGAUGAGGCCUUAACUGUCCAUAAGCUGUUUUCGCCAGUAUUUCCUCUGGUGGACAUGAGAGUCUGAUGCCUUUCAAGACAGCCAGCCAUUCCCUUCUCCCCCCACCCUCCAAGCUUUAUGCUCUGGGGGGAAAAAUGUACAAAAAAGAACUCAAAUAGCUACUUUCCUCACUGGGAGGGCAGAUGUGAGAAUCAAAACACUCCCUUGUCACAACUCAUUUCUUUGGAGCCUCACAAGAAAAGGCUGGAAAAGGCAAGUAAUAUGCACAGGAGGGAGAAAUAAUUGGAUUUUGGAGAAAAAAAAGCUUUGGCCCUUGAGAGCUGUCCCCAAAACUUCAUGCCUGUGAGCCAUUUACUCCUUCCUUUUUUUCUGUCCUAUCUGGAAGAACAUGGAAAUUUAGAUUUGUGAGAAUAUGAGGGAGAAAAUACAAUAUAAAAAUAAUCAUGUGAGUUUUGAGGAAUGUAGACCAUAUUCUUUUCUUGCCUGGGUAACAUUCCAAAGGAGUCUGGCUAAGGCCAACAUAUCUAAGCUUUCAACAACUUUAUUUGCAAAAAAUGCUUCAUAAUUUUUCUUUGCUAUUUGAAAUCUAAAGACCUGUAGGGAAGGAAUUAUUAGACCCAGGUAAGGCUAAAGGAAAAGCUCACUUAGAUUCCACUGACAGAAAAGACAGUACUAUGAUAAUAAUUGUUUUCUGAAAACCUUAAGGCUGUCAUUGUCUCAUUCACUUUAAAGAGCUCAAAAGGGCUGACAUUUGUCCAUCGUCUUGGAUGUUUUUUAAUAGGAAAUGUUGUUCAUGAAAAUUCUACAUGGAAAUUGAAUGCAGAAAUAUCAUAUGGUCAUACUUUUUAUGAAAGACAUUUUUCUCUUAUUUUUAAUAUAAGUUGAAGUCAUAGGAGAAGAAUACUGUCAUUUUACUACAGUGCUUUAAUAUUAAAUGACACUAAGUAAAAACCUAAAAUUAACACUUCCGGGCUAUUGUCUUUUUCUAUUAGCCUGUUUGCUAAGAAAUUCCAAACUGUGGCCAGAUUUAGUUUUUAUCCAAAUGACCAACCUAACAGUUCAGUCAGGUAACCUACUUUAGCGAAGGGGGAAGAGCGAGAGAACAUGCAAAUAGCAAGUCUUGGAAUUCCUAAGAGUUAAUUUAACCAAGCAAAUCUGCCAGCGCAGGGAUAGGAAUUGCGUUAAUUCCCCACUUCCAUCAAGAACUAAGUCUGCAUUCCAGAGUCCAUGGAGACUAUUACUGUGACCUCAAUGACUGUGGCUACGAAUCUGAAGUUAAUAAUGCUUUUGUCUUCUCUUGCUAACGUAAGCCAUAUCUAUCACCUCUGUGUUGGAUUUUUUUUUUUUUUAAACCCUGGUGCUUUUACUUCUGUUUCUGCUGAACUUCAGACUACUCUGUGGGGAAGUAAAUAAAGCUAGAAGAGGGACAAAGAGAAAGACUGUGAAAAACUAGACAUACCCUUGAGAAAAAUGCUAUUUAUGCAGAGAACAGCAGCAAUGGAGGGCAAACUGUUGGAAAAUAUGGAUAUAUGUACAUCUGUACAUGUAUAUAGUGUAAAAUAUGUAUGUAUAUGUUAUUGCUCAUAUGCAGAAAUCUAUCCAUUUGCAGGCAGCCCAGGUGGGUCAGGUUUUCUAUUGGAAAACCAUUUAGGACCAUUCAAAACCUUUAGGAACACUAUAUGCAGAAUUCUAGUCACAUGGGAAUUUAUUUGCUGUCUUUUGAAGUCCAUCUGGCCAAAUGAACAAAGUAUGAAACAUAUUGGUACCAUAAUUUAUUUGAUUAUGUUUACUCAAAAGUCUAUAUUUGAAUACUUUUGAAUGUGUGUGUUUUGGCUUUUGUUGUUUGUUUUUUGUUGUUUGUUUGUUGUUUUGAGACAGGUCCUGGCUGUCCUGGAACUCAUCCUGUAGAGCAGGCUGGCCUUGAACUCACAGAGAUCUGCCUGCCUCUGCCUCCUGAGUGCUGGGAUUAAAGGCACGUGCCAUCAUGCCCAGCCUAUAUUUAAAUUUUAAUAUCUGAUUUGCAAACUGUGCCAACACUUCUUGGUUUUGUGUGAUCCCUUCCCCCUAAGCUUUCUGAGAAUUUGUGGUGGGCUUCUCUGGCCAUUCAGAUAAAAGGCCUUAUCCAUGACUGGACAGGUUUCCCCAUAGGGACCAUUACACAUAUACAUAUAAGUACAUACUUCCAUCAGGCUUGUAACAGUUGAUUUAAAAACCACUCCACAGUAUUGGUAAAUAGCUCUAUAUUUUCAAGGUGCAGAAGAAUUCCACAGCCUUAAUUAUUUCAGUGUCUUGCUGGUCUGCCUUAAGUGUAUCUUCCGGGGGUUUUGGGUUUUGGCUGUUUUAUUAUUUUAACUUCUCCUGCAGUUGUUCAUUUUGUAUGCACACGAUGUUGUUUUGUAAAGGUAGGUUGUAAAUAUCUUAUUUGGAAGUCAGAACCACUCAUGUGUAAUGUUGUAAAGUGCCGACCUGCUGUCUUGAUAUUACUGCUGCAGUAAACGUUCUAAGUUGUGGAUGAAACUUCAAAAAUGUACAUUUCACAUGUUAUGCAUUCCUAUAAAUAUAAUAUACUGACGAUACUA
Messenger RNA from Meriones unguiculatus (Mongolian gerbil), 15633 nucleotides. RefSeq names its product kalirin RhoGEF kinase (gene Kalrn). The record is from RefSeq and is a predicted model, not a curated record. Gene Ontology annotation, biological process: protein phosphorylation; intracellular signal transduction; axon guidance. The transcript is spliced from 60 exons. The coding region runs from base 368 to 9337 and encodes 2989 amino acids. Gene Ontology annotation, molecular function: ATP binding; guanyl-nucleotide exchange factor activity; protein binding. Lineage: Eukaryota; Metazoa; Chordata; Mammalia; Rodentia; Muridae. Gene Ontology annotation, cellular component: cytoplasm; postsynaptic density.